AGACUUGACAGCGUGCGCACUGCACUGAUUGUAUUUAGCGAAGUCUGGGCAAGGAUAUUUGCUUCUUUCAUGCGUAAUAUCCUAUCGCACUCAACUGUCAUCAUGAAAGCAAUAAGUCCCGUGCGGUCUAUGAGAAACAACAUCACCAACUCGUCGGAACAUACCCUCGGCAUCGCCCGGAGCAAAAGCCCGAUGGAUGAUCCUCUGAGUCUGCUGUACAAUAUGAACGACUGCUACACCAAGCUGAAAGAACUCGUGCCCAGCCUCCCGCAGAACAAGAACGUUAGUAAAAUUGAGAUAUUGCAGCAUGUUAUAGACUAUAUAUUAGACCUUCAGAUUGCACUGGACUCUAGCGCAAUCAUCUCCAGCUGCCAACAUCAGCAGCAGCGACCGGGACAGCCAGCAUCACCCAGGAACCCCCUAGCAACCAUCAACUCCGACAUCAGCCUGGUCACCUUUCAGUCAAAUGACCAGCUCCCCAAAGAGACAGAGACUGAUGACCGCUAAACUCCCCCUCUGACUGGUCUAUUACAGGUGUGUUUUAAACAGGACACCAUGUUCACCUCCACUGGCUGGCUGGAUUUCCUCUUGACUUAAGUUUUUAUUUUUUCCUAAAAGGAGAUACAUGUAUGUGUUUUAAAGUUUUUAUUUAUCUACUGGCCUUUUAUUUUUUCUUUCAACGGAAGAAUGAUCUCUCACCAACAAUGGAAACACAAGGACAGAAUAACUGACUGAAAAGAAAACUUUCGAUGACAGGAUUCUGCUUUUUCCUGGGCAGGUGGUGCAUGAAACACAGGAGAACUCUCUAAAUGUUUGCUGUUUCUUACGGACGGACUAAUGGACACUCACUGUAUAUAAAUGUUAAGACAAAAAUCAUGCCUGUAUAGUAUCAGAUUGGUUGCAGAGAAUAUAAUGAGGAAUAUUGUAAAUUGCACUUUUAUACAAUAAUAAAUUAGAUUCCUUAUACUGUACAA
Salvelinus fontinalis (brook trout) is the source of this 974-nucleotide messenger RNA. RefSeq names its product inhibitor of DNA binding 2b (gene id2b). Gene Ontology annotation, molecular function: transcription regulator activity; protein dimerization activity. Bases 70 to 507 code for a protein of 145 amino acids. NCBI's taxonomy places the organism in Eukaryota, Metazoa, Chordata, Actinopteri, Salmoniformes, Salmonidae. Gene Ontology annotation, cellular component: cytoplasm; nucleus. The transcript has 3 exons. Gene Ontology annotation, biological process: cell differentiation; circadian regulation of gene expression; negative regulation of transcription by RNA polymerase II. The record is from RefSeq and is a predicted model, not a curated record.